This is a messenger RNA of Halichondria panicea, 2113 nucleotides long. RefSeq lists its product as uncharacterized. The transcript is spliced from 11 exons. NCBI's taxonomy places the organism in Eukaryota, Metazoa, Porifera, Demospongiae, Suberitida, Halichondriidae. The record is from RefSeq and is a predicted model, not a curated record. Bases 696 to 1868 code for a protein of 390 amino acids.
CUUGCAGUGUGUGCGCUAACUGUGCACAUGCAGUACAGAUGUGUUGAUUGUGGGCCUACAAUAUACUAUUGUGAGGCUUGUCUCGGAGAUUCUCAUUUGAUGCGCAACAUUUUUCACUGUGCUGAAAUCUGGGAGGAUGAAAUGUACAAGCCAGUAACUAUCGAGGGACGGUGUAUUGAUGUCUCUCCUAAUCACCAAUGUUCCACAAAGAAGGCAGUACCUAUUUGCUGUAUUGACACAAAAGGGAGUGAGCACAGAAUCCAGUUAUGGUGUUGUGAAUGUGAGACUGUAUGUGAAACAAUGAUACGAGCUCGUCUAUGGCCAGCAAGCCCAAGAUUCCCAGAAACAGCAUUCACUUUUGAGCUACUAGACUGGGCCGAGUCGCUUCUUCUGGAAUGUCAAGUAGCACUUGGUGACUUUUGCAGGUCAUUAUACUUUAAUUGCCCACAUUUAGUGAACAAGGUGUGUGGUAUGAUUUGAUGUGAUACUUUCAUUACACUGUUUUUGUUUCUGUUAGAGAAGAGACAUUUAUGCUUCAAUGAUCGACGCUUUUGAAGAAUACAGUAUAUAGGUAUUUGAAAAUGGAACUCCGGCAUAUGAGUUUCAUGAGCCCAAAGCUUGACAGUGGCAACAUCUGUCCAGCUUGUCCAAAGGUAAGUUGAAAGUACUUGUAUUUCUGAUCACCUUUCCUUAGAAUGACGGAAGCCUUUUCAUUUCAAUGGAUGCUUUGUUUGGUCUACCCCGAAAAAAGUCUGCUGGGAAGAGCCACAGGCCUCCACUUCAUGACUCUCUAUUUUUUAAAGAUCAAAGCAGUGUUGAUGAGUAUGUGUCAAAUUCUUCCGAGAUUAGGGAACUACAUUGCACAGAGUAUGUUUAUCAUUAAUAAAUGCCAGUUACUGUAUCACACACAGACUUGUAAUGAUUUCCUUGCUGGAAGUGCAUUGAGAUCUGCAAAUAGAUACUGUGCCCUCGAUGAGACAGCUGUGUUUGGAUCUGCCUGUAGACAUGAAUUUCCCCUCAUGUUUAUCAAUUUGAAGCAUGGUGAAAGGUUGUCAUAUGCAAAGUGGUUGCUGCUAGAAAUGGUUCAGAAUUAUCCCACUCAGAAACUUAAUAUCAUGUAUGAUAUUGCUUGCAAGCUCCAUAAAAACUUAUUGAAAUCAGAGUGUUCUGAAGUCUUAGAGAAAAUUGACCUGUCAAUUCCAUCGUUUCAUGCAUUUGGUCACAAUGCACAGUGCCAGGCGGCUUAUGGACCUACUCGACGAAUAGAGUUAGGGCUCUCAGAUGGUGAGGUAAUGGAACGUUUGUGGUCAUACCUGCGACGGUUCUCUCGAAUGACGAAGGAAAUGCGACCAUCUCACCGGAUUGAUGUACUCACUCACGCAUUGUUGUUUUAUGGAUCUAGAACGAAGCAAAAAUUAGGGACUUUGCUGGCUAACCGCUGGAAAAAGGCAGAAGGGCUUAAACUUGCUGCGCAAAGUUCUUAUGAGGAACUCACAUCCUCUUUACCAGAAACUGUCACUGAGGACAAUGUGAAACAGUGGGUUGAAGAGGAUAGAGUUCUUAUCUCUUCCUGUGUUGUGGCGAAUUCCGGACAAGCUGACUGGAAGAUCACCUAUGUUCAGCUGCUGCACACUUUGUGUACAGAAGAUCUGUCAACACUGCAAUAUAUAAGACUCAAGAAACAACUAGAGGAAUUUGAAAAAAAGCACGGGAUAGCUGCUCGCUGGGAUACCAGUGACCCCCAGUACAUUGCAGCAAGAUCAAUCGACUUGAAAGAGAAGCAGCACCAAUUGCAGCUCUCACUUUGGUCUACUGUUUGUCGAAGACAGUUUCUUGUGAAAACAAAAGCAAAGUAUGCAGAUGGUUAAAAGAUUGCUAAAAGACUUUGCAAAGGAAUUUCCAAAGAAACGAAAAAGGCCAAUAAGAUUCUCUCUGAACACCACCACAUUUCUCUACAAUUGGACCCAUCAUACUCAAAGCCAAACAUCUCACAAGUUCUUUCUCCAGACAGCACUGUGUGGCAGCAAAGAUUUGAUGGAGCCCUUGUAUCUACACAUAUGCCACAGUGUGUAAAACGUGAUAUCAUCGAAGCAUACUUGUUGAAAGAACGAUG